This is a messenger RNA of Marmota monax (woodchuck), 6175 nucleotides long. It is a transcript of the gene Mtmr7, whose product is annotated as myotubularin related protein 7. Gene Ontology annotation, biological process: phosphatidylinositol dephosphorylation. NCBI's taxonomy places the organism in Eukaryota, Metazoa, Chordata, Mammalia, Rodentia, Sciuridae. The transcript has 14 exons. Gene Ontology annotation, molecular function: phosphatidylinositol phosphate phosphatase activity. Bases 87 to 2072 code for a protein of 661 amino acids. The record is from RefSeq and is a predicted model, not a curated record.
CCCUCCCCGGGCCCCUCCCGCCGCGCUGCAGUCGCGCAGGUGCGUGAGGCCGCGCCCGCUGGGGACCCUGCAGACGUGGACCCGCCAUGGAGCACAUCCGCACGCCCAAGGUUGAAAAUGUCCGGUUGGUUGAUCGAAUGUCUUCUAAAAAAGCAGCCCUUGGUACUUUGUAUCUGACAGCUACUCAUGUCAUAUUUGUAGAAAAUGUACCUGAUGCAAGAAAAGAAACAUGGAUUCUUCACAGUCAGAUUUCCACCAUUGAAAAACAGGCAACAGCUGCUACUGGAUGUCCUCUUCUGAUUCGCUGCAAGAACUUUCAGAUCAUACAGCUCAUCAUACCACAAGAAAGAGAUUGCCAUGACGUGUACAUCUCUCUGACACGCCUUGCACGGCCAGUGAAAUAUGAGGAGUUAUACUGCUUUUCAUUCAACCCCAAGCUGGAUAAAGAAGAAAGAGAACAAGGUUGGAUGCAGAUCGAUCUCAGUGAAGAAUACAAGCGAAUGGGCCUCCCUAAUAAUUAUUGGCAGCUCAGUGAUGUGAAUAGAGACUAUAAAGUCUGUGACUCUUACCCAACUGAACUGUAUGUUCCCAAAUCAGCCACGGCACACAUCAUCGUAGGGAGUUCCAAAUUCCGGAGUAGACGGCGAUUUCCUGCUCUUUCUUACUACUAUAAAGAUAACCACGCCUCCAUCUGCCGGAGCAGCCAGCCCCUGUCCGGCUUUAGUGCACGGUGCCUGGAGGAUGAGCAGAUGCUCCAGGCCAUCAGGAAAGCCAAUCCAGGAAGUGACUUCAUUUACGUUGUGGACACUCGGCCUAAACUUAAUGCAAUGGCAAAUCGUGCUGCAGGGAAAGGCUAUGAGAAUGAAGACAAUUAUUCCAAUAUCAAGUUUCAGUUUAUCGGGAUAGAGAACAUCCAUGUCAUGAGGAACAGUCUGCAGAAAAUGCUGGAAGUAUGUGAACUCAAAUCUCCCUCUAUGAGUGAUUUCCUGUGGGGGCUGGAGAACUCUGGCUGGUUAAGGCACAUCAAGGCAAUCAUGGAUGCAGGAAUCUUCAUUGCAAAGGCAGUUUCAGAGGAAGGGGCAAGUGUGCUUGUCCACUGCUCUGAUGGCUGGGACAGGACUGCUCAGGUGUGCUCGGUGGCCAGCCUCCUGCUGGAUCCACACUACCGAACUCUGAAGGGCUUCAUGGUAUUAAUAGAAAAGGACUGGAUUUCCUUUGGCCAUAAGUUUAAUCACAGAUAUGGCAAUCUAGAUGGUGACCCAAAAGAAAUCUCCCCAGUAAUUGACCAGUUCAUUGAGUGUGUCUGGCAAUUAAUGGAACAAUUUCCCUGUGCCUUUGAGUUCAAUGAGAGGUUUCUGAUUCACAUUCAACAUCACAUUUAUUCUUGCCAGUUUGGAAACUUCCUAUGCAACAGUCAAAAGGAGAGACGAGAACUCAAUAUUCAAGAAAGAACAUACUCUUUAUGGGCUCAUCUGUUGAAGAAUCGGGCUGACUACCUGAAUCCUCUGUUUAGAGCGGAUCACAGUCAGAACCAGGGAUGCCUUCACCUCCCUGCAGCUCCAUGCAAUUCCAUGUACAAGUUUUGGAGUGGAAUGUAUAACCGUUUUGAAAAGGGGAUGCAGCCCCGACAGUCCGUUACAGAUUACCUUAUGGCCGUGAAGGAGGAAUCCCAGCAGCUGGAGGAAGAACUGGAGGCCCUAGAAGAAAGGCUGGAAAAAAUUCAGAAGGUCCAGUUAAGUCACACUACAGUGAAGAGUAACAAGCAAAGUGAACCCAGCAAACACUCAGGGUUUUCUACCACAGACAACAGCACAGCCAACACUCCCCAGGAUUACAGUGGGAAUAUGAAAUCAUUUCCAUCCAGAAGCCCUUCACAGGGUGAUGAAGAUUCUGCUCUGAUUCUAACCCAAGACAAUCUGAAAAGCUCAGAUCCAGACUUGUCAGUGAACAGUGAUCAAGAGUCUGGGGUGGAGGAUUUAAGUUGUCGGUCUCCAAGUGGUGGUGAGCGUGCACCAAGCGAAGACAGUGGUAAGGACCGGGAUUCUGAUGAAGCUGUGUUUCUCACUGCCUGAAGUUUCCCUUUGGAGUUCCAAAGUGAAAGACACACAAGAAACACUUCCAAAAAAAAGGGCAUGGUGCAAUUCUGAAUAAAAAUGAUUUAGGAAAUGGGACAUGUCAUCGAGAAUUGUAAAAUGUAGCUAUGAAAAUGGAAAAAAAUGACCAACUCUUAGUGUAUUUAGAUGUUUAAGAACAGGAAGUAGCCACUUCUUUCAUCAAUAUAAGGAAAAUUAUUCAUCAUUUUGAAACUCAUUCUAGACUAUGAAAAUUGUAUUCACUGCAAAACAAUUAUUCUAUCAUCACUUGAGGUUACCAGUAUAAAUCUUCCUUGUCAUAGCAUGCAUCUCCUCACAAAGCCCCCUGACUCUCUUCCCUUAAACCUGUUAUGAUCUUGAAUGUCUCUUAUUUCACUUCCAGAUGCACAGUUUGUGUUUUCUAUCUUCUGACCCUAUUACCAUUAUUUCUAAAAAAUAGGGCACGUUGAUGAGAUAUAAGGAGCUUUGAAAUUGUUUAAACUUAUCUUUCAGGUAUAAUAAUCACUUUAACUUUUCCUUAGAUAAUAUAUUUUGAAUUGUUAAUAAUAAUUUUGUUGCCCUUUCUGGAAUCUCUUCUGUUUCUCAUCAUUUAAAAAAAUAAUAAAACUUAUAACUUACUUUUUGUCUAAGAUGGGUCUAAUACCUAAUAAAAUAGAAGCAACAUUCACUCUAUGGCUCUUACAUAUGAAUUCAAAUCAUAUUUGCUUUCUUAAUAACAACCUUUCGUUACUGUUCCAGAGACUAGACUACAAAGAUUGUUUGAGCCAACUAUCAACCAGCUUGAUUCCUGAAGUUUAACACUGUAAAAGUUAGUAGGGUAAAAUAUCAAUAAGAGCAAAUCCCAAUUAAGAACUAGAGAAUUUGGCUGUCAUGCCUAUUAAACAGGGGGAAUGAUUUACACCAUCUAUCAUUCUAGAAAUUAUGUGACUGGUGAAUCUAGUUUAAUUAACAUUAGUAACAUCUCAUGAACAAUGACUGCUAAAUAUUCUGAAAAUUUUUUGUUUUGGUAAAAGGCACAUGUGAAACAGAACCAUUCUCCUAUCUUAUUACUGAAACACAGGACUUUACUAGGUAACCUGAACUUUUGAUUUGAAGGAACCUACUAGAGAAAAGUUAUCAUGUUUGAAUAGAAAGAAAGAGUAUUCACAAUGUAUGGCUUUGAAAUAUUAGUACAUUCUAGAAUGUAGAAGGAUUAAUUUUAUCACUUAUAUAAACAUUUUAAAUAUGUGAAUUUUUAUUGGAGAAUAUAUUACAUUUUGCUAAAAUGGGAGCAAGGAAAAGAAAAAAGGCAAGUGAUAUUGCUGAAAUCUCUAGUAUGAAAGAUUUGGGGCAUAGUAAUAUACAUAAAUCAAAUUAUACAGUAUAAUUGUUAAUUGUAUGCAUAUUUAAAAAUAGAAGUUAUUUUAAUAUACUAAAGACAGUAAUAUAAAAUGCUCUUUUAAUGUUAAAAUAAAGCAAGUACAAUUGUUUUAGAAUACAAAAUCUGAGUAUUUUCUGCUGAGUAGUUCCCAAAUUAAAUACAAGGAAAGGUCAUUCAUUUUCUAUAAUAAAAAAAACAUAUAUAACAGAGAAUACCCUGCUAAGAAAUACUUAGGAUAUAGGGUCAAUAGCUUUUACAUUUUUAUAAUGUAUAUAACUCACUUCAUACCAUUCUUGUAGUUGUCUACUUCUAGAAACUUUGUUGUCUAAAACUGAGGAUAUGACUUUAAUUUCUUCCAGUUGGUAGUGUAAGGCUAAAAAAAGCAAUACUUUUUUUUUAAAAAAAGAAAAGAAACAGUAUCUAUACCAAAAAGGACUAUGCAUUUACUUGGGAAAGCAAAUAUUCUAUUUGAUACAUUAAAUUUUAAUUUUAUAAUGUGACAUCUUCCAUCAGAGCCAUAAACUUUUUAGUUCCCUCAAUCUUUUUAUAAAACAUUAUGUUCAUUUAGUCUGUUUUAUAAGUAACUAACACUGAACUCUAUAUAAAAGUUUAUAUUUAUUGCUUAUUAAACAUUUAUUGUGCUUUUAGAGAGCUUUUAAAGAGCACUCUCAAUCCAACAAGACUAAAUUCUCUUAACACUACAUUUUCAUUUUAAAUCAAACUGCAAUCAGGAAGUGUUUUAUUAUUUAGGGCAGUGGUUUAAAGUGAAAAGAAUAAACCGAUAUGCAACUGACAUGGGCCUGUUACUUCCUAAUUAAUAAUAGUGCUCAAGUGAUUUGUUAUUCAGUGAUAUUAAGGUAAAUUUGAUAUGAAAUAGAUAAGAAUUUUGAUCAUGAUUAAGCAAACCAAUAAUUGAACUAUUUUAUAGAAUAAAGGAAGUUAAGGAAAACAAAGGAGAAAUAUUUAUUCAAGAGUACAUAAAUCGGAGCUGUCUUUCAAUAUAAUCAUAUAUAGAUUAUGAUUAAACCUUAUUUGUCCAACAACCUCUAUCCCAAUAAAAAUUCUCUAGUCUGUUUAUUCCUAGAAAUUUCUUUCAACUUUAAAAUUGUUAUCUUUAGUAGUAUAUAUCUCAUUGAUUUAGAAUUUCUUCUCUUUUGAGAUAUUAACCUUUAAAGCUUUAUCCAUAACAAACCUCUGUCCUAGAUAGUCUAUUGAAACUCCUAAGCUUUCCUCUACAAUUUUGAUUUCCAUCUAGUCUUCUAUUACAUAGUAAAGUAAAAUCAGAAUAUUUACUUUGGCAUGUAUGUCUAUAAUCAUUUUUUACAAAGAAAUAUAGCCAAAACAUUAGAAAAAAACAUCAUUUAAGUUUAUUGCAGUCAUGGAACCCAAAUUCACACAGGCAUAAAAUCUUUCCAUCCUAAAAGACAUACAUAACCUAUAUCUGAACUAAAUUGCCAAUUUAUAUAAUACAGAUAAUUGUGAUCAAACUUCUCUAAUCUGGGUUGUUAAGAGGUUAUCUAAUAAACUAAUUUAAAGGAAAUUAUGUAUUUUUUUAUACAUGUAUAUAUAUUUGGUAGAACAGGAGGUAGAUAAGCACUUCAAUAACUAAACCAUGUUUGAGUUAUCUUUAUAUGGUAUUUCCGUAAUGCAUUAUUUUUAGUGUGAAUGGUCUUUUAGAAGGUCUCUGGUCUGCUGACCUCUUGUUCUAGGAUAUAUCUAGUUUCCAGGAAAGCUACCUGAUUUGUUUGUAAAAGAUUGGGAAUGCAAAGUCUUCCAGUGACUGCAAUAAUUGUUGAGAAUAUUAAUCUCUGAUGGCCAAUGCUAUCACACUGGAUAUUGUCACAGACAAUAAGGAAAGUUCUAAAUGCCCAAAAGACUAUCACAAAUUUGACAUACUUUUACUUCAUUAUUUCAUCCACAAAUCAGGAAUAAUUUUACCUUUUUCUGAGCAUUCUGAAUAUUAAAUAGCAUGCCCUUCCUUAGCACAGUGCCGGCAAGUCAGACAAUUAAUAAAAGCCAUUUUUUUGCAUACAACAUUGUACCUUUUUAGUCCAUGUGAAUAUUUGUGUUUUACAAAUAUAGACUAAGUAUUAAGUAUUUUUCAAUUCUAAGAAAAUUAAGUCUUUCCCCUAAACCUCCAUUGCUAAAGACAUGUAUAGAAGGAGAGAAGAAUGAAGACAAAGAUAAUCUAUAUUGUAUGCAAAUGUUGAAAUGAUAAUUAUAGGGGGAUGAAAUUUAAGCAAAAAUAUGCACUAGGUUGUUUCGUGAUUUAGAUACUAGUUUAUUGAGCCUCAGUUAGAGUUCAAAAUUUUCUCCCUUUGAAUCAUUUAGGGCUACUUAUGAAAUAUGUUCAUUUGGUGACAUGGCAUAGAAGCAAAUUACUGAACACAGUACAAAUGAAGAGGAAAUUCAUUAAAAAUUUGGAUUGCUUAAAAACUAAAUAGUACUUUUACUAGUUCCUAUAAAACUUUUCUCAGGAAAAUUGAAUUCACAUAAAAAUGAGAAAAAUUCAUUGAUUUUUUUUUUAUGUCUAGAUUAUUUUUAUUAACAAAAAGAUUGUUUUAACAUUAGGAAUUUAGAAAGCAUACCCAUCUAACCACAAAUCCAUCAGAUACUUAUGUUUUAAGAAUUAGCCUGAAAGUUUGUUUUGGAUUGGUUUAAACGAAACCAGUCAUUUUCUUAAGUAAAAUAUUUAUUUAACUGGUCUUGCAACUUAAAUGUA